AUGGGUUUUGUAGAUGCGAUCAACUCAACAAAGCAAGGCAUUGAAGCGCUACAACCUAAGAUAGAGUAUUCCUUGGGAAAUUUUUAUAUAGCUCAAAUGAACAUUGGCACACCACCAUACUCUGCAUUAUUGCUAUUGGAUACUGGUACCGAUAACACAUGGGUUCAAGCUGCUAAGUGCGCCAUAUGUUUCCCCUUAAAAUAUGAAGGUUUCGAUUACCGUAAGUCUGAAACAGACUAUGCUGCAGCUUGUAAACAUCUCCUUUGUGUUCCCAAAAUAUGUAAAAAUAACAUGUGCCUUUAUGAGUCCGUAUAUAUUAACGGAUUUAGUUCCACUAAGGGUAUUCUUUCGAUUGACACAUUCACAUUCCCUUCCAAUGAGGAAUCUGUAAGCUUCCCAGAUUUAGUUUUUGGUAUGGGCUAUGAAAAUCAAAAUAUUAAAUUUAGUCGAAAAAUAGGAGGUGAGAAUGUAAUAGGAGGAAUUUUGGUGCUGCUUCCAAUAGAUGUAACUGUGUUUCAAUUGAGAGCUGAUCGUACUAAUGGAUUUGUUAUUGAUUCAGGAAGUGGAGCAACUUUUCUUGUUCCGAAAGCAUAUAACGUUAUCACAGAAGAGAUGAUUAAAUACUUCUUGGCAUAUAACUGGCAUCCCAUGGAGAUAUCAGACCUAGUACCAUAUGACCCUUGUUAUAAUGUCAUACCAAGUGGAGAUAAAAAAUUACCAACAUUAAAAAUUCGUUUUAUUGGAGCAGACCUUGAUCUAGAUUCUAAACGAAUCUUCGAAGUAAUUGACAAUAUGUUGUGCAUGAUUAUCAUGCCUAUUAAUGAACGAGGACCAAGUCUUCUAGGGGCAUUUCAACAAGUAGAUUAUCGAUUCUUGUUUGAUGUUAAAGCAUCUUUAUUGUCGUUUGCCCCUGAGAAAUGUCAAUUUAAUUAG
Messenger RNA from Quercus lobata, 933 nucleotides. RefSeq names its product aspartic proteinase nepenthesin-2-like. The record is from RefSeq and is a predicted model, not a curated record. NCBI's taxonomy places the organism in Eukaryota, Viridiplantae, Streptophyta, Magnoliopsida, Fagales, Fagaceae. The transcript has 2 exons. Gene Ontology annotation, molecular function: aspartic-type endopeptidase activity. Gene Ontology annotation, biological process: proteolysis. Bases 1 to 933 code for a protein of 310 amino acids.